UCCACGACGCAAAAGCUCUUAGCUCUCUUGUGUCCUCCUGCUCACUAAUUUCCCUCCACCAUCUAAAAUCCCAUACUUCCCAUAUAGAGAUAUCGCAUAAGCACCCGAGCUAUGACGGCCAAGGACUGCAGCCACCACGACGAGGAGUGGGAGGCCCUGCGCCGCCGUGCUUUCAUGUUCCUUGUAGGCCUUGUUGCCCUCGUCCUCUUCAUCAUCCUCCUCGUCUUCCUCGUUCUGCGCCCUUCCAAGCCAGCCUUCAUACUCCGUGACGCCACCGUGUAUGAGUUCAAUGCCACGUCGCUGUCGGGCACACCAGGGCCAAACUUCCUGACCAUAGAUAUGCAAGUCACCCUCUCGUCCCGGAACCCGAAUGACCGCAUUGGUAUCUACUACUUCCAGCUCGACACCUACGUGUCCUACCGCGGGCAGCAGGUCACCCCCCCUUAUCUCCUACCCGACUCGUACCAGGGCCACAAGGAGGUGAUCGACUGGUCUCCUUUCCUCGUUGGGCAUGCAGUCCCUGUGUCCCCGUACCUCGGGGACAUGCUGUCCCAGGACCUGAAUGCAGGCAUGGUCCUCGUCAACGUGAAGUUAGAUGGCAAGGUCAAGUGGAAGGUCGGGACGUGGAUCUCGGGCUCCUACCACCUCCAUGUCAACUGCCCCGCGAUGUUGAUGCUGAAGGCGUCGGGCAGUGGUGCGGCCGAGCCGUUGGCCACCGGGCUGUCGAUGAAGGUCCAGCUCUCUCAGCAGUGCACUGUUGAUGUCUAGCUGCGCGAAUACAAGAAGAAAAAGUUCCCUUUCCAUUCCAAUGGACAUGCCUCUGACCUCCCUAAGACAACGCUGGCCUUUUGCUCCCACCUUGUUUCAGCCAAUUUAUUCGUGAUAAUUAGAGAUGUCUUUUUUUUAAUAUGAUUAAUUAGUUGAAGGAAAUUGGAAAGUGGAUAUAUUAGAAAAUGAAAUGCAGUUCAUUGUGUUAAUUAGCGAUGAUAAUCAAGUUAUUAGAGUCAACCACGAAUUGUUGACCAUUGAAGAAUGUUCCCCGGUUGAUAUUAAUAUAAUUGGAGAUAAUCAUAAAGUUCAAUUUUUGUAA
This is a messenger RNA of Punica granatum (pomegranate), 1090 nucleotides long. The record is from RefSeq and is a predicted model, not a curated record. NCBI's taxonomy places the organism in Eukaryota, Viridiplantae, Streptophyta, Magnoliopsida, Myrtales, Lythraceae.